Molecule: messenger RNA, 1968 nt
Organism: Cornus florida
Lineage: Eukaryota; Viridiplantae; Streptophyta; Magnoliopsida; Cornales; Cornaceae
Exons: 1
Coding region: 386-1642 (418 amino acids)
Source: RefSeq, a predicted model, not a curated record
CUGCCCUUCAAUGGGCCACUAUUGGAUAAGACCAAUGUGUCAUACACUUAGUUACGUAUAUAGUGUAUAUAUAUAUGUAUGUGAACAUUUACAUACAUAUGUAUACGUAUAUGUUUAUAUAUGCAACCUUCACUGUACUACUAAGAGCGCACACACUCCACUACGCUACAAAACAAAGCAUUUGCAAACCCUAGCUAAGCGGGAAUAUCUCCACGCCACCCCUCUGCCUGUUCUCUCUCUAGAUUUUUCAUAUCUGAAGUUUCUCUCUCUAGAUCUCGAAUAGCUUGGCAUUUUCCGGAGAAUGUAGGGUUUUUUUGUUUGCAACUAACUGCUUGAGCAUUUAUCAUACUUGAUCGGAGAUUUUAUCAGAGAUUCUAAGUGUUGCAUGAUCGUAGAGAUGGCUUCAGCUUGCGUUAACAACAUCGGAAUGUCGCCGGAAAAUUUCCUGGACUGUCCGGCGACGUACCCGUCGUACGGAUGGUUGAGUCCUCGUAUCUCUUUCAGCCGAGAAAUUGGCGAUGGAGAGCCGUCGAAGAUUGCCGGAUCGAAACCUCCUUGUCCAGCUGAAAAGGGUGUAGAUCCACCGGAGACAUCAGAUCCAGAAGUUUCCUUAGGUGAUUUCGAGUUCAGGCUCGAAGAUCCGGUCACUAUGCUCCCCGCCGACGAGCUAUUCUCCGACGGGAAGCUCGUGCCUCUGCAGCUCUCCGUGAUGCGUCCUGCAGUGAUGCCGGUGAGAUCCUCGGAGAUCAGAUCGCCGGAAACUGCGAAGUCUCGACGGAGAACAGACGUCUCCAACACUGAUCCAUACUUGUUCUCUCCCAAGGCACCGAGGUGUUCAAGUCGGUGGAAGGAGCUUCUUGGGUUGAAGAAGCUCUACCAGAACACGAAUGCCAAGCACGAGAGCCACAAAACGUCAUCGUCGCACAGCAAUCCCCCAAAAUCCCUAAAGCACUUUCUUCAUCGAAGCUCGAAAUCCUCCAACGCAGCAAUCGAUUCGUCUCUGAGCCUUCCGUUGCUCAAGGACACCGAUAGCGAGUCCGUUUCGAUCUCGUCUCGGUUAUCGCUGUCGUCGUCGUCCUCCGGUCACGAGCACGACGACCUUCCUCGGCUAUCACUCGAUUCGGAGAAGCACAAUCCAAAUCAGAACCCGAUUUUCAUCACAAAGAGCCAGACUCAAAACACUAGCUGUAAUCCUCCUAGAGUAAGAGUGGUGAAGCCGAGGGCAGUACCGUCCGAUAAUCCGACGGCGACGAGAAUGGGCCGGAGCCCAUUGCGCCGAGCACCGGAAUCGACUACCACCACCGGCCGAGGCGCGUCCGUCGAUAGCCCACGCAUGAACUCGUCGGGGAAGAUUGUGUUCCAGGGUCUGGAGAGGAGCUCAAGCAGUCCAAGUAGCUUCAAUGGAGGUCCAAGAUUCAAGCAUAGAGGAAUGGAGAGAUCGUAUUCAGCUAAUGUUAGGAUCACUCCUGUUCUCAACGUUCCGGUUUGUUCACUCCGAGGUUCAUCAAAGUCUGGUGUUUUUGGAUUUCCCCUCUUCUCCACGCCGCAGAAAAGGGAAGUUGGCGGCGGCGGCGGCGGCGGAGGAGGAGGAAGUAGAAAUCAUCAACAUAGUAAUAGCAGGAACCGCACGGAUCGAACUUGAUGCAAUCCAUAGUAGAGAGUUGGUAACAGGUUUUUAACAUUACUAGUGGUCCUUUGCUUUUGAAAGUUCUGUUAUGCGUUUUUUUGUCUUUUUGUUCAGGCAUUCUCACAUGACGAUUUAGAUGGUUUUGUAAAUAUGCGGGUCUACUUUUUCUUUUUUCUUUUUCUUUUUUCUUGUUAGUUAUGCAGCAGGAGCUAACCCUAAUGCUGAAAACCCAAUGUUAGAUCUUUUAGGGUUUGUUUGUUGGGGUUUUCAAUUCUCAUUUGUUUACCUGAAAUUGAAAAGAUAAGACAUGGAAUCAAUCUCUCUCUAUCGCUCUAUCUCUA